AUGGGAUACAAAAAAACGACGAAAUUGGGAAAAGAAGAAAGAGAAGGGAAGAAACGAAAAGCUACUAGUGAAGAACGUUUUUUUGAGGUCUUUGAAAUUAUUCUUAACUACAAUGGAGACUUUGAAUGGUUUGGUUAUUUUAAUGAGGAUGUGGCUGUCAGAAAAUUUCAUAUUGAGGAUAUAGGAUUAAAUAGUCUAGAUAAGUGGUUACUUGAAUUGAAGGUUCAGGGAUUGUUAAUGUAUUAUUGGAGGCGGGCUGGAAUGUAUACUGCAGAAUUAAUUCCUAUGGAAAACGAUGACCAUGUCAUGGACAUGGCACUGGCUGGGGCACAAGAUGGUAGUGUUGAUGUGUAUGUUAGGAAGUUAAGCUGUGAUGACGUGUGCAACAUAAGGCCUGUAUUUGGACAAACAUUAUUUGAGUUGAAAGAACUUGAAGAUGGGGAUGAUGCAUUGGAGCUGCAGGCUGUUGCUGAGGCUGAACCAGUGCAGGUGCUGCAGAUUGAAGGUCCCGGUGAACCAGUGGAGGUGCUGCAGAUUGAAAGUCCUGGUGAACCAGUGGAGGUGCUGCAAAGUGAAGUUGUUGAUGAACCUGAAGUUGUUGAUGAACCCCUGGAGAAGCAGCAGUCUGGUGGUUCAGACUGA
Mercurialis annua (annual mercury) is the source of this 642-nucleotide messenger RNA. RefSeq lists its product as uncharacterized. The coding region runs from base 1 to 642 and encodes 213 amino acids. Lineage: Eukaryota; Viridiplantae; Streptophyta; Magnoliopsida; Malpighiales; Euphorbiaceae. The record is from RefSeq and is a predicted model, not a curated record. The transcript has 2 exons.